Prorocentrum cordatum is the source of this 355-nucleotide messenger RNA. NCBI's taxonomy places the organism in Eukaryota, Dinophyceae, Prorocentrales, Prorocentraceae. The record is from the annotation of a GenBank genome assembly.
AUGCCGCGGCGGUGGUGCGGCUUCGCCAGCGGAGGCUGCCAGGAGUCGGUCCAGGACGAGAGCGCUGCCAGGGUGAACUCCGGGCCGCGGAGCGCGGAGGGCGUGGGCAGGCCGCCGCGGCGGCUGCGGCGAGCGGGGCAGCCGCGCCAGCCGCGCAGGGUUUCCCAGCGGCUGCGCGCCAUAGACGCGCUAGUGAUCGAUGGGCUCCUCUCCGAGCCGCCGUCGCUGCGCGACCUCUCCGAGAUGCCGGCCUCGUCGCUCUCCAUACCGUCGGCGGGCGAGGAGGGGCGCGCCUCGCCCCUGUCCACGGCCCUGCUCGUGAAGAACCCUGGCGGCGUGCUCGUGCGCCUCAGCG